GUGGUAGGGUUUGUUUACAUGUUUUACAUUUUUUAAUUGGUUACGAAUUGUUAUUUCAAUACAAAAUAUGCAACAAAAGUGGGUCACUUCAAAUAAGAACCACUUUAAACUAUAAUAAUUAAGGCUUGUGCAAAAUAAGAUUGUAGUUCUAUGAAAAAGAACGUAUUUCUGAGAGUUUGUAGGUUAUGUUUAUAAUGAUGCUUAACGUUUUCAUUUCUAAUUUAGUAUAACAAAUUAAUUAAGUUGAUAGUAUUCUCGAAACGAAUGUUAGUUAAUUGAAGAAUUAUGACAGACAAUUAUGGUUUUUGUGACCUUUGUCUUAAUUACGUCGAAGGUGAUAAGAAACGUCUACGUGAACUUCUGUUAAAAGUUUAUUCCAUGGGCUAUGCAACUGUAGCAAUAAACCAAAAUAUCGACGAAAUUAUUUUCGAAUCAGAAAAGAAAAAAAAGAAGAAAGGAAGUGUAGGCGAACCGGUUGUUUGUAAUUUGCCGGCUCCUUUAGAAAUAGAAGAUUUAAUUAACGAAUUCAAAGGAAAGCUUAAAAUCUUGACUAGAAUUACAUUUUCGUUUUCUGACCCCGUCCGAACACAUAGCUUGAGUCAAUCUUCACUUUUACAAAGAUACAACAUAUUUGCAGUAUUGCCAAAAAAUAAAAAUGCUUUUCAACACGCUUGUUCUCAACUGAAUGCUGAUUUAAUUACUCUGAAUCUAAAAAAUUCUGGAUGGAAAUUUACUAGAAAAUUGUAUACACAAGCUGUAGAGAGAGGAGUACAUUUUGAGAUUAAAUAUGCAGAAGUUAUUCAAUCUGCCACCCGGAAAUUUGCAAUUCAUUUUGCUCACUUGUUUUAUACGUUUGGAAAGAGCAAGAAUGUAAUAAUAUCCAGUGGAGCUAAUGACGCAAAUCUGAUCCGGAAUCCAUACGACAUAGUAACAUUAGGAUCGGUUCUAGGAUUAAACGAAGUGAGGGCAAAAGCUUCAAUACUGUGGCAAUGUAGACAACUCAUCUUAAAAUCACAAGGAAGAAUUUGUGGAAGAACUGUUUUUACAAUCAAAUGUGACCACAAGGAAAGUGAUUCAGAAAGUGAAGAUAGCGACAGAGAAGAAGAGAGCGCUGCUAAGAAAAUGAAACUCUAAAAUCUCAUCAUGUUAUUUACUUUUUUCUGCAAAUUUGUACAUAUUUAAUUAAUCAUAGCCUUUAUCGUACAUAAAUUUCUUUUUUAAUCCA
Molecule: messenger RNA, 1225 nt
Organism: Belonocnema kinseyi
Lineage: Eukaryota; Metazoa; Arthropoda; Insecta; Hymenoptera; Cynipidae
Gene: Rpp30
Product: ribonuclease P protein subunit p30
Exons: 7
Coding region: 286-1134 (282 amino acids)
Biological process (GO): tRNA processing
Cellular component (GO): nucleolar ribonuclease P complex
Molecular function (GO): RNA binding
Source: RefSeq, a predicted model, not a curated record